AUGGCCUUCCUUCGCUCGCUCCAGGCUACAGAGCCUCUUCUACAGAGAUUAGCCGUCUACCGCAGCACCGCCCGCCCGAUCGCGUCCUCCAUUCCAAUCUCCAACCUCUCCCGCGCAACAGGCGCCCGAUACUUCAGCAAGCCCACCUCCGCACGCGCUCAAAAUACCACAACACCAUCGCCAACCACCCCCAAACCCGCUCCCUCUUCCCCCGCCCCCAGCGCCGCCGCCGCCAACAACAACAACGCAAAAAACCACCCAACAACCCCAAACAUCUCCAAAACCGGUCUGGAUGACAAACCCCUCGAGCUCGACAACCCAGUCAACGACAAAAUCGACUGGACGCGCUCGUUUCACGGCCUCUCUGCGGAGCCCUUCCCGCGCGAAAUCGCCGACAUCCUGCUCGCCGAGACAGACCCUGAGGAGGUCGAGAUCAAACCCGAUGGCAUCCUGUACCUCCCCGAGAUCAAGUACCGCCGCAUACUGAAUAAGGCGUUUGGGCCCGGUGGGUGGGGGCUUGCGCCCCGGAGUGAGAGUAUCGUUACGCCGAAGACGGUUACGAGGGAGUAUGCGCUUGUUUGUCAUGGGCGGCUUGUCUCCGUAGCCCGCGGCGAACAAGAUUACUUCAGCCCGGACGGCAUCCCCACCGCGACUGAGGGCUGCCGAUCCAACGCGCUCGUGCGGUGCUGCAAGGAUCUAGGCAUAGCCAGCGAACUGUGGGAUCCGCGCUGGAUCCGCAAGUUCAAGGCGCAGUACACCCGCGAGGUCUGGGUCGAGCAUGUGGUCUCCAAGAAGAAGAACAAAAUCUGGACGCGCAAGGAUGAUCCUGUUUCGUAUCCGUGGAAGGAGACGAAAUAG
Molecule: messenger RNA, 858 nt
Organism: Aspergillus calidoustus
Lineage: Eukaryota; Fungi; Ascomycota; Eurotiomycetes; Eurotiales; Aspergillaceae
Source: the annotation of a GenBank genome assembly